Messenger RNA from Ectocarpus siliculosus, 719 nucleotides. NCBI's taxonomy places the organism in Eukaryota, Phaeophyceae, Ectocarpales, Ectocarpaceae. The record is from the annotation of a GenBank genome assembly.
GCUCUCCAGAUGUAGGGGAGGGCAGCAUUUUCUUCACCUCCGCGCCUCCAGAUGAAGGGGGGGCAGCGCAGGGCUUUUCGGUUGGACGGUUCUCCAGAUGAAGGGGGGAGCUGCACAGCAGUCAUCACAGAUCUCCGCCAACGCGCUUCCAGAUGUAGGGGGGGCAGCGUGGGCAUUUGUCGUUGUAGUCGGCGCGCUUACCAGGGUGGUGAGCAGCAGCAGGUUUUUUCUUGCCGGUGGUUGGGAGGAGCCGGAGUCCGCUUGGCAAUGGAGAGAAGACCCCCGCCAAGACCGACAAUCCGGUUGGUACCUGUAGCAGAGAAUACUGGUAGCAAUUUGAGUUUUCUUGGCAGAGAAUACUGGUAGCAAUUUGAGUUUUUUUGUGUGUAGUCGCACAAUAUGGGAGGGCAUCCAUUGUGGCGUUAACCCGAUGUUAGUGAACGCGCAUGCCUCUGACGACAUCCCCUCAACAGUCGCUACCGUGUUUGGACCGUAUCAACGUCGUUCCUUGGUGUUCGAAUUGUAGGCCAGAUGUCAAGGGGGAGCACAGCUGUGUUCAGCUAACGUUGGUUUAGUUAUAUGUUUGUUUUUUCCCUUAAAAUGUUGAGAUGAUCAUCCGAACCAUCGAUGUAGUUUGGUCCGCUUGGUAUGUCGCCAUGUAGGGGAAUUGAAGUAGUUCAUAUGCCAACGUAGCGCUGUAAUUGGCCUUCGUUUGUAGG